This is a messenger RNA of Saccoglossus kowalevskii, 1125 nucleotides long. Its product is annotated as protein mab-21-like 3. The record is from RefSeq and is a predicted model, not a curated record. Lineage: Eukaryota; Metazoa; Hemichordata; Enteropneusta; Harrimaniidae.
AUGUCGGCGACACAAAAUGGUUUGGUCGGUGACCUAAAUUAUUACACAGACACGCAGAUAAAAAUGCGCCGGGAAAAGGUGAAAGCUGCCGUGAAUGCCGUACACAGUGUGGUCGACCCUAUUUUGAAAUAUGUUCACGACGAAGAUCCACGAUUCAGUCAUCAAACGUGGAACUCGGGAAGCUACGCCUCGGGGUUGAAAGUCACUGAACCGAACGAGUUUGACUUCAUUGUUCCAAUGGAAGGUUUACCGAAUUUUAUUUGGACAACUCCUGACAAGCCAGCCUACUACACCAUAGACGUACGCGGUCAGUUGGUUGAAACCACGGUUCCGCUUCCAACUCCACCCAAUGGAUACCAUAAUGUGAGAUUAUCAAAUAUUUGCAAAGAGUAUAAUGAUAUGAAGAUGGCGGAUUUCCUCGUACCGUUUAAGGCGAAGACUAUAUUCAAAGGGCUGGUCACAAACGCCAUCAGAGAGUGCAAACUGCGAGGGUCAGUCCGAGUGUUGAACAGAACGCAUGGUCCAGCCAUAACAUUGAUGGUGCCAUUCGGCGAGGAGAGGAUAUCGGUAGAUCUUGUGCCAUUAGUUCCUGCCAAUGGGUGUGGGCUCCCACCGAAAGUUCUCAAUAACUGGCCUCGUUCGCGGCUCUGGCCGCCAAAGCACAAAGUUGAAGAAGUUAGGAAGAUUGGGGCAGGCUCUGUUGCCAAAGACAAUUUGUAUUGGCUUACAUCAUUCAUGCAAUGUGAAAUAGCUCUGCUUGAAGGCAUUGACAGCGAUGAGGGGUGUCGUAAACAGUGUUUACGUUUACUGAAGAAAAUUCGUGAAGACCACUGGCAAUCACCAGCACUAUCAUCCUACCAUUUGAAGUGUGAGAAAUAUCCAAACAGCCACGACUGGUCACGUGGGAUGCUAGGACAACGUUUCCUUGGAUUGGUUGGAAGUCUGUUGAAAUGCCUCCGUGAACAGAAUUGCCCGCAUUACUUCAUUCCAAGUAUCAAUCUUUUUCGGAAUAAAGAGAACAGCAAACUGAAAGAACCCGAAAACUUGUUAUUGAUUGCGGACAAAGUUCAAGAGUUUUACGGGAGACCAUGUUAUUUUAUUGGUCAAUGGAAAGACGGCAACUAA